Messenger RNA from Vigna angularis (adzuki bean), 1161 nucleotides. RefSeq lists its product as uncharacterized. The record is from RefSeq and is a predicted model, not a curated record. Bases 1 to 1161 code for a protein of 386 amino acids. Lineage: Eukaryota; Viridiplantae; Streptophyta; Magnoliopsida; Fabales; Fabaceae. The transcript has a single exon.
AUGGAUCGGAGUUGGAUAAAUUUGAUACGUACAACAAAUGAAUAUGAGAGUGGAGUAGAACAAUUUCUUGAAUUUGCAAAGAUGAAUGUUCCAGACAAUAACGGAAGAUUCUAUUGUCCGUGUGUUAAUUGUUUGAAUGAGCGAAAAUUACCAACUGAAGUUAUUCGAGAGCAUGUUCUAUGUGAUGGAUUCCUAAAGAGCUACACAAAGUGGACAUGGCAUGGUGAAUUAAUAGACAUGCCAAGUGUAAGUGACUCUCAAGUAGAAAUAGAAGAAGUUGAUUUAGAGAUGGGUGAUCGGUUAGAGGACAUGAUAUGUGAUGUCGGACAUGAUUCCUUCCAACGUGCUCAUAUGUAUGACAGCUUGUGCAGUGACGCAGAAAAACCUUUAUAUCCAGAAUGCACUAAGUAUACUCGAUUGCCAGCUGUGUUAAAAUUGUUCAAUGUAAAGGCAAGAAAUGGGUGGACUGAUAAAAGCUUCACAGAGUUGCUUGAGUUGUUGAGUGACAUGCUUCCAGAAGGUAACACAUUGCCAACACGCAAUUAUGAUGCGAAGAAGAUAUUGUGUCCCAUGGGUAUGGAGUAUAAAAAAAUUCAUGCAUGCCCAAAUGAUUGUAUUUUGUACAAGAGCGAGUUUGCCAAGUUACAUCAAUGUCCACAAUGUGGGGUAUCACGAUACAAACAAAAAGAGGGUGAGUUUGAAUGUGAUAGUAAGGGUCCUCCUGCAAAAGUCUUAUGGUAUCUUCCUCUUGUUCCACGAUUGAAACGCUUGUUCAGUAACUCAAAUGAUGCAAAACUCAUGAGAUGGCAUGCAGAUGGACGUAUAAAAGAUGGGAAUUUAAGGCAUCCAGCAGAUGCAAUGCAGUGGAAGAAUUUUGAUUCCAUGUUCCCUAAUUUCUGUAAAGAUUCAAGAAACAUUAGGUUUGGACUUGCCACAGAUGGAAUGAAUCCAUAUGGAAACUUGAGCAGUAAACAUAGCUCGUGGCCUGUGAUGUUAGUGAUUUACAAUUUACCUCCAUGGUUGUGUAUGAAACGCAAAUAUGUGAUGUUAUCCUUGAUGAUCUCGGGUCCAAGACAACCAGGAAACGACAUUGAUGUUUAUUUAGCCCCAUUAGUUGAAGAUUUAAAGAUGUUAUGGGAGGAAGGUGUUGAUAUGUUAUAG